CGGCACCGCCAGAGCCCUCCUGUUCUUUAAACAGCUCGAUCCUUGAAGCCCCUCUGCGCACCCGGCGCCUCAGUCUCCCGAUCCCCUGGACGCCUCUAGCCCUUGGGCCGCCUCCCCUCUCGUCCCCGAGCCCCGCCACCUUCGCAGGCCCCCAGGGCUGACCGCGUGGACGGCGGGAGCCGCCUCGCUCCCCUGCUGAGAUUGGCUGACCGAGGGUCCAGUGGCCCAGAGUUGUCUGAUGGGGGUAUGGAGAGACGGCCUGGGUUGGAAAUGACCGGGUAGGUUCCUCCGGGGAAGUCAGACAAGGGACUGACCGGCUUUGGAUCAGUCUCGGAGCCCUCUGACUCUCCAGCCAGGGUGAUGAGCUGGACUGCUCGGCUCCGGUGAGUCUGAACUUGUCUAGCAGACUGACUGGCUGACGGACUGUCAGACUAGUCCCCCAAGACGGACCAGCCCAUGCCCAAGCAGUUCUUGGGUACCCAACUGCUUGAAAGGUGAAAGGUCUGAACUGACAGACCCACCCAGUCUGACCAAGCCAGCUCACUUCAAUGACCUCCUGCCCCCACCACCUGUGCAGCCAUGGAGAAGAUGUCCCGUGUGACCACGGCCCUGGGUGGCAGCACGCUGAUGGGCCGUACUAUGCACUGCCACUUGGAUGCACCGGCCAACGCCAUUAGUGUAUGCCGUGAUGCGGCACAGGUGGUCGUGGCAGGCCGCAGCAUCUUCAAGAUCUAUGCUAUCGAGGAGGAGCAGUUCGUGGAGAAGCUGAACCUGCGUGUAGGUCGCAAGCCCUCACUCAACCUGAGCUGCGCCGAUGUGGUCUGGCACCAGAUGGAUGAGAAUCUGCUGGCCACAGCGGCCACCAAUGGUGUGGUGGUCACAUGGAACCUGGGCAGGCCAUCCCGCAACAAGCAGGACCAGCUGUUCACAGAACACAAGCGCACGGUGAACAAAGUCUGUUUCCACCCCACUGAGGCCCACGUGCUGCUCAGUGGCUCCCAGGAUGGCUUCAUGAAGUGCUUUGACCUCCGCAGGAAGGACUCUGUCAGCACUUUCUCAGGUCAGUCUGAGAGUGUGCGGGAUGUCCAGUUCAGCAUCCGGGACUAUUUCACCUUUGCCUCCACCUUCGAGAAUGGCAACGUGCAGCUCUGGGACAUCCGGCGGCCUGACCGAUGCGAGAGAAUGUUCACAGCCCACAAUGGGCCCGUCUUCUGCUGCGACUGGCACCCCGAGGAUAGGGGCUGGCUGGCCACAGGCGGGCGCGACAAGAUGGUAAAGGUCUGGGACAUGACUACGCACCGCGCCAAGGAGAUGCACUGCGUACAGACCAUCGCUUCUGUGGCUCGUGUCAAGUGGCGGCCUGAGUGCCGCCACCACCUGGCCACAUGCUCCAUGAUGGUGGACCACAACAUCUACGUGUGGGACGUGCGCAGGCCCUUCGUGCCGGCUGCCAUGUUUGAGGAGCACCGUGAUGUCACAACGGGCAUUGCAUGGCGCCACCCACAUGACCCCUCCUUCCUGCUGUCCGGCUCCAAGGACAGCACACUGUGCCAGCACCUGUUCCGUGACGCCAGCCAGCCUGUGGAGCGCGCCAACCCCGAGGGCCUCUGCUAUGGCCUUUUCGGAGACCUGGCCUUUGCUGCCAAGGAGAGCCUGGUGGCUGCUGAAUCAGGGCGCAAGCCCUAUGCCGGUGACCGGCGCCACCCCAUCUUCUUCAAGCGCAAGCUGGACCCAGCCGAGCCCUUUGCAGGCCUGGCCUCCAGCACCCUUAGCGUCUUUGAGACAGAGCCUGGUGGAGGUAGCAUGAGCUGGUUCGUAGACACGGCUGAGCAUUAUGCUCUGGCUGGACGGCCACUGGCCGAGCUCUGUGACCACAAUGCCAGGGUCGCCCGGGAGCUCGGCCGCAACCAGGUGGCGCAGACAUGGACCAUGCUCCGGAUCAUCUACUGUAGCCCUGGCCUGGUGCCCUCCACCAACCUUAACCACAGCGUGGGCAAGGGCAGCUCCUGUGGCCUGCCGCUCAUGAACAGUUUCAGCCUGAAAGAUAUGGCCCCAGGGCUGGGCAGCGAGACCCGGCUAGACCGCAGCAAAGGUGACACACGGAGCGACACGGUUCUGCUCGAGUCCUCGGCCACACUGGUCACCAAUGAGGAUAACGAGGAAACUGAGGGCAGUGAUGUGCCCGCUGACUACCUGCUGGGAGAUGUGGAGGGCGAGGAGGACGAGCUGUACUUGCUGGACCCAGAACACACGCAGUCCGAGGAGCCCGAGUAUGUACUGCCACAGGAGGCCUUCCCGCUGCGCCAUGAGAUUGUGGACACACCGCCUGGGCCUGAACACCUGCAGGACAAGGCCGAUUCGCCACAUGUGAGCGGCAGCGAGGCGGAUGUAGCCUCCCUGGCCCCCAUGGACUCCUUUUCGCUCCUGUCUGUCUCGCAUGCGCUCUAUGACAGCCGCCUGCCGCCCGACUUCUUCAGCACACUGGUGCGAGACAUGCUGCACUUCUACGCCGAGCAAGGUGACGUGCAGAUGGCCGUGUCAGUGCUCAUCGUGGUGGGUGAACGGGUACGCAAGGACAUCGAUGAGCAGACACAGGAACACUGGUACACGUCCUACAUCGACCUGCUGCAGCGCUUCCGUCUCUGGAACGUGUCCAAUGAGGUGGUCAAGCUGAGCACCAGCCGCGCCAUCAGCUGCCUCAACCAGGCCUCCACCACCCUGCACGUCAACUGCAGCCACUGCAAGCGGCCCAUGAGCAGUCGGGGCUGGGUCUGCGACAGGUGCCACCGCUGCGCCAGCAUGUGUGCUGUCUGCCACCACGUGGUCAAGGGUCUGUUCGUGUGGUGCCAGGGCUGCAGCCACGGCGGCCACCUGCAGCACAUCAUGAAGUGGCUGGAGGGCAGCUCCCACUGCCCCGCAGGCUGUGGCCACCUCUGCGAGUACUCCUGACUGGGCCUGCCUGCCCGCGGUCCCCGCAGCUCCGUAGGAACCGCGCUAGGCCUGUGAGGCUACACUGGCCUUCCUGACCUGUGCCGGGGUGGAGGGGCAGGGGC
Galeopterus variegatus (Sunda flying lemur) is the source of this 3053-nucleotide messenger RNA. It is a transcript of the gene WDR24, whose product is annotated as WD repeat domain 24. Gene Ontology annotation, molecular function: protein binding. NCBI's taxonomy places the organism in Eukaryota, Metazoa, Chordata, Mammalia, Dermoptera, Cynocephalidae. Gene Ontology annotation, biological process: positive regulation of TOR signaling. The transcript is spliced from 10 exons. Bases 580 to 2949 code for a protein of 789 amino acids. The record is from RefSeq and is a predicted model, not a curated record.